This is a messenger RNA of Juglans microcarpa x Juglans regia, 1137 nucleotides long. Its product is annotated as RNA demethylase ALKBH9B-like. The transcript is spliced from 4 exons. NCBI's taxonomy places the organism in Eukaryota, Viridiplantae, Streptophyta, Magnoliopsida, Fagales, Juglandaceae. The record is from RefSeq and is a predicted model, not a curated record. Gene Ontology annotation, molecular function: mRNA binding; demethylase activity. Bases 1 to 1137 code for a protein of 378 amino acids. Gene Ontology annotation, biological process: mRNA catabolic process.
AUGGAUGACCGAUCCGUCCCACCCGGCCCUUUACUACUCAAUUUUAAGCCCUCGGAGCUUCGAAUCGCGUCGAAGUUCCUCACCACUUGUUUGCCCUUCCUUUCCAGAGAUCUCUGCCAAGACUGCUUCCAAACCUUCUCUGAUCGCCUCCGCUCCCUCGAGCUUGAAAUUAGUACUGAUGCCGGACACGAGUUCUCGGACGAGGAUUUUGAUGCUCCAGUUUCGGAGAAAACCGAAUCGCAGCUGGGGAUGAAUGCCUAUUACGACGGGACCAGCGACACCUAUUCCGUUGGUAGUUGGAUAGACGGUGCCAGCCGAUAUUUUGAUUAUUUUGUUCCAGAACAGUUUAUGAGGGGACCACCUAGCCACGAUCGGAUGUCCUGGGUCAACAUGGCAAAGGAGGAAGAAGACGAGCUCGUAGAAGAGGACGAUGAGGAGGACUCUGAGGUCAUGACCAAACGGGUGGUUGGUGUGAAGACUUCCACCGGGGGAUCGAGAAUAUCGAUGAAGGCCAUUGCAAAGCCACCGAAGCCGAAGUUGUUAAGGGAACAGAGAGAGCGCAUUCGGUUAAUGAAAGUGAAGCGAAAGCAAGACUUUGUUUGGUCUGAAAAAUUGAAGGGUAAGAUUGUUAAUAUUCUGGAAGGGCUUGAGCUUCACACUGGUAUUUUUAGUGCUGCGGAGCAGAAGAGAAUAGUAGAUUAUGUGUAUAAACUUGAGGAGAUGGGGAGAAAAGGAGAAUUGAAAGAACGGACAUUUACGGCACCGACUAAGGGCAAGGGACGUGUGACAAUUCAAUUUGGGUGCUGUUACAAUGAUGCAACGGAUAAAAAGGGUAAUCCGGCUGGAAUUCUCCAUGAUCAGACCGUAGAUCCUAUGCCUCAUCUUUUCAAGGAGAUCAUUAAGAGGCUUAUCAGAUGGCAUGUACUUCCUGGGACCUGUAUACCCGAUAGUUGCUUUGUCAACAUCUAUGAAGAAGGAGACUGUAUGCCUCCGCACAUUGACAACCGUGAUUUUUUACGGCCAAUUUGCACUGUGUCAUUUCUAAGUGAGUGCGAUAUCAUUUUUGGAUCGAACUUAAAAGUUUUGGGUCCUGAUAAUUUUGAAGGUCCUGUUUCAAUCCCCCUUCCAGCUGGGUAA